GCGAGACAUGGGAAGCGGCGACAGAUCCAGCAGGAGCGAAGGCAGGAGAACGGCGAGUUCGGGCGAAUGAACCGGUGUGUGUAUGUGGCGUCAGCCCAGACGCGCGCUUAAGCUGCCAUUCGUGGGUGUCUCGCGUUCUGCGCAAGCCGCCGCGCGAAUCUAGGCACACGUGAAACAAUGUGGCGAAAUAGUCCUAUUGCGUGUUGGAAUGGCGGGGUACCGAAGGGGUGGCAUUGCGAAGUUGAAGGGAAGUAAUUGCCCACAUACAACGCUCUGCAGCACUAACAACGACUGCACCCGCACGCGAGAAACACACAUGAGCUCGGACCCACCAAGCCCAAACCCACGUACACACCGCACGCACGGCUCGCAUGCCGAUGCAUGUCCCGUAGUGAUCGUGGUAAGGUGUAUGGACGAGCAGGUGACCACUCAACGAACGCACGAUCAGGCCUGCAAGCGCGGGGGACCGGCACCUCCUCCGAAGAGCCUCAACUUUGUAUCCCACCACGCAGGCGCUGGCGAGACCUCCCUAGACAAGUCGGGUAUGACGGGGACAGAGACCAGGCUUUGUAUUCAAAAUUCGACAGGUCAGCAGGUGCUCAUAACGCCAGCGCAGAUGGAGCGCAAGCGACGGACGUUCAGCAGAUCGAGUCGCACAAGACUCCGGCAGGGGGAAUGAUUGCGGCGCUGCGGGGCGGGGUCGGCCCUUCGCGGGCGAGCUAAGAUGGAUAUGGCCAACGGGCCCACUACAUCUUGGUAACCUAUCGUCGUCGAUAGCAGUAGGGCUACCAAUUGGGAUCCGGGGGCUCCUGCGCACAGUUGCGCGUUCGGGAUCAGGAUAUACGAACCACGAGGUGGCGGAGUAAGGAUGGCCAUCUUCAUCUCCAUCUCGUCCGCCUUCUGUUCUCGUAUGGAGUGGGAUAGCAGCCCAGUGAGAACUGGAUACUGAUCGGCGAAUCAGACCUCAACGGCCUGUUGUCUUGUCUCGCACGUCGUCACUGCAACCUGCAACCUUCCUCUCUCGCGAGGCCGCCAAAACAUACCCCGCUCCACAUCCUAGCACAUCAUGCGCGCGCCCCACGAGUUCGGAUUUGUGUUCGUCCCACGGAUCCUGCUAAUCGCACAGAGAUUUUUUUUUCGGCCACGGCCACAAAAGAGGACACAAAAGGCUAGCGCUAACCGCAGUCGCGCCGGCCGUGCUACCGAGUGGAGCGGCGGUCAGUAGACGGGCGACCGGAAUUACACCCACCUGGCUGCCUUCCCUGCGGGUGUCCCGCGCCGUUCGCCAUCAUCUGUCCCGUACGAUAUGAAACCUUCGCGCAGCGCCAGUAAGCACUGUUCGACGGCGUGAUCGUCCGGGACAAUGCAAUGAACGAGGAUGAACGUCCAGCAGCGGCGGACUCCGCCGCCGUACCGUAUCGUAGCACGGACCCUGCCAAGCCCCCCCACCAACCGUCGUGGUGGCGCCCAUACACGGGCAGGAAGCACGCACCACCGGGCCUGAGCAGCGAGAGCAUCUGCGAGCCUAAACGUCGACUUCUCCCACCCUGCGAAGCAGCCAUCCUCGCAGGGGCGAGGGUCAUCUGACCCCGGGGAGGUCCUAGCGCUAGGACGCGUUCCCCGCAGAAGCCCGCGCGGUAGGAAGAUAGGAAAUCAGCUGCAGCUGUGCGCAGGCGUAUCAUGAGUGUGGGAGCGUCGGGUCCCCGCGGAGCGGUACGAUCGGGAGAACUGGGGGCACGGGACCGGCUGGAGG
This is a messenger RNA of Dichomitus squalens LYAD-421 SS1, 1753 nucleotides long. RefSeq lists its product as uncharacterized. The record is from RefSeq and is a predicted model, not a curated record. The transcript has a single exon. Lineage: Eukaryota; Fungi; Basidiomycota; Agaricomycetes; Polyporales; Polyporaceae. Bases 209 to 679 code for a protein of 156 amino acids.